Racocetra fulgida is the source of this 171-nucleotide messenger RNA. The record is from the annotation of a GenBank genome assembly. NCBI's taxonomy places the organism in Eukaryota, Fungi, Glomeromycota, Glomeromycetes, Diversisporales, Gigasporaceae.
AUGGAAAAAUAUGAAGAAGCACUUACUCAUAUGAGUAUUGCUUUACAAAUUGAACCAUUUGAUUUUCAAUUAUUAAAAGCUCAAGGCGAAGCUUAUCAAUCUCUUGGUUAUUAUGAUGACGCUAUAAAAGAUUAUACAUCUGCUUUAAGAAUUGAUCCUAAUGAUGUAGAA